Messenger RNA from Pimephales promelas (fathead minnow), 2710 nucleotides. RefSeq names its product inositol-trisphosphate 3-kinase Cb (gene itpkcb). Gene Ontology annotation, molecular function: inositol hexakisphosphate kinase activity. Lineage: Eukaryota; Metazoa; Chordata; Actinopteri; Cypriniformes; Leuciscidae. Gene Ontology annotation, cellular component: cytoplasm; nucleus. Gene Ontology annotation, biological process: phosphatidylinositol phosphate biosynthetic process; inositol phosphate biosynthetic process. The record is from RefSeq and is a predicted model, not a curated record.
AUGGGCCAAUCAACAUCCAGCAACUCUUCACACUGCAGCAGCAUCGCAGCGCUCGCGAGCUCCAUAGUACGAGCGCGCGUGCGAGGAGUUUUUUGUUCGCCACACACCGGUGACUGGUUAAACGAGAGUCCGAUGAAAACCAGAGAGCUGCCGACUGUUAAGAAGUUCUGGCGGGACGAUUAUAAACAGGGGAAGAUUUCUGUGGAUGAACUAUCGAAAAAGCUGUUUUUAAACGCGAGUUCUUCCGGUAAUCAACAUGCGCCCGAAAACUUGAUUCUUCUGAGUCGCGCGACGGACUUCGAGAUUCAAGUUUCGGAUUGCCAAGGCGGACAGAAAGGAGGACGGGUGGAGGAGAACCAUGAGUGUUGCGUCUCGCUGUGGGACAUGGAAAGAAUGUCAGGAGGUGCCGUGACUCCAGGCAGAGUUUCGGAGGAAAAUGUAACCCAGUGCCUGAACACCCCAGACUUUCUUGUAGACUUCAGCUGUUCGUCUCCGUUGGCUAAACAGAAAAUGACCAAAAGUACGUUGAAAGCCUCAACGUCUGAUAGGAGGAGUGAAGAAGAAGGGGAGCAUAAAGUCUCGAUCCCGUUCCCUAGGAUUAUUCCCAAACUAAUAGUCACCCAUGAUGAUCUGGGUCCUGGUCAGGACAGUCCGCGCAUCACGGAUUUGACGCUGAGCAUGGGCGGGUUUUCUCUGGACCUGCACCCCGACGAGGACUCGCCCUGCUCGGACAGCGGCUGCGGAGGCUCCCCUGCGCCCUCUCUGUUCCACAGAAAACUCUCCAGCUCCUCUUCUGCUGGAUUAUCCUCUGCCUCGUCGUUUGAGGAGUCUGAGGAUGACUUCACAGGCAGUGACAUUGAGCCCACCAGUCUGUCCCCCAGUAUGUUCGGCAGUCCCGAUGAACUGGCUGGGGCUAAAUCGUGGAAAAAGUUGAAGACCAUGGUGCAUUGCUCUCCCUUUGUGGUUUCCUUUAAGAAACGAUAUCCUUGGAUUCAGCUCGCAGGCCAUGCAGGUAGUUUCCAGGCGGGCGAGUAUGGGAAACUGUUGAAGAAGUAUUGUGAAUGUGAACAUCAGUGUCUGGAGAAGCUGAUGAAUGACAACCUCCGGCCUUUUGUACCUGGUUAUUAUGGUGUCGUGCAGCAGAAUGACCAGGAUUACAACCUGAUGGAUGAUCUGCUGACCGACUUUGACUCCCCUUCGAUCAUGGAUUGCAAGAUGGGAAGCAGGACAUACCUGGAGGAAGAGCUGGUGAAGGCCCGCGAGCGUCCUCGUCUCAGGAAGGACAUGUAUGAGAAAAUGGUGGCUGUGGACCCGGGAGCGCCCAGUCCAGAGGAGAGAGCCCAGCAGGCCGUUCUCAAACCUCGAUACAUGCAGUGGAGGGAGACGCUGAGCUCCACCGCCACGCUCGGCUUCCGCAUCGAGGGCAUCAAGAAAGCAGACGGCACAUGCAACACCAGCUUUAAAAAAACCAAACAUAAGGAGCAGGUGACGAAGGCCUUGGUGGACUUUGUGGAUGGAAACACACAGUUACUGAGGAGUUAUCUUCAGAGACUGGCGGAGCUGCGCAGCGCUCUAGAGACGUCAGGGUUUUUCAGGACACACGAGGUGGUUGGGAGUUCCUUGCUGUUCGUGCACGACGCUUCAGGCCUGGCCCGAGUCUGGAUGAUCGACUUUGGUAAGACCAUCCCACUGCCACCACCCCAAACCCUGGACCACCGGACGCCCUGGGCCGAAGGGAACCGGGAGGACGGGUACCUGUGGGGUCUGGACAACCUCAUUCAGAUCUUUAGUGACAUGUUGCAAGACUCGACUCCCGCCUCACCCUGAUGGAUGCGCCCAACGUGCUUCGGCCUGUAGGAACACGCUGAUGGAUAAGAGAGGAGCGCUCUCGUGCUGAGGGAGUGACAGUAAGCCAACAAAGCACGAGUGGAAAAACUCAAAACUCACGUUCCUCAUUCCUUUUUUAGUCAUGUGGUCCUGCAGAAGCUCCACAACAAGUCCAGAUACACUGACACUGAAACCAAACAGACAGAUGAGAAGAAACUAUCAUGAUUAUUCUUUAAACUUCACUUGUCUCUUUUUUUACCUACAGGUAUGAUGAUAAGAUAACACUAUUACACUGACUAGAAUGUGCUUUGUUUUUCUAAACGUUUUUUUUUUAUUCCUUGUCGGGGGUUCACGGUUAUGUAAAUAGUGCUUAUUUAAUUUUUAUUUACUGAAUAAUUUUUUUUCUCUGAUUUUUAGUUCCGUAAUCUAACUAGUACCUCGUUUUAUUUCUGAAAGGUGAUGCAGGCGGAAUCUCGUCUAAUCUUAAUGGUGUUUGAUAUUUCCAUGAUUUAACCUUUUAAACAGUUCGGUCAGAGGUGGAGUAGUAGAGUUAGUCACAAACAUUUUUGCACUCAACUAACCGCCCACAUCGUGGAUAGAUAGAUACUUCUUCUUUACUGAUCAGAAUUAGAUGCAGUGUUUCUUUAAAAAUAGCCACAGUUACAAAGAUGCUCAACAAGUAUAGAUAUUUAGAUACACGUGUUGAUGGAAUGGUUUGAUCUGUUUGUUCACUCUUGUUUCGUUAGUUUUUAAGGCUGACCUGUUCAGUUCAGUUUCUAGGUUAAAAGGGGUUUGAGAAGUCAACCUCCUUUAUCUGCCCCUACAACCAUUAACCUGAUUUUAUUUUUGUAUGAAGGAGUAGUUCACUUUAAAAAAAAAAAAA